Molecule: messenger RNA, 711 nt
Organism: Gorilla gorilla gorilla (western lowland gorilla)
Lineage: Eukaryota; Metazoa; Chordata; Mammalia; Primates; Hominidae
Product: putative keratin-associated protein 4-16
Cellular component (GO): keratin filament
Source: RefSeq, a predicted model, not a curated record
AUGUGCAGUUCAAAGAUGCCAUGCAGCCCCAGUGCUUCCAGUCUGUGUGCUGCCAGCCCACCCAACUGCUGUCACCCCAGCUGUUGUCAGACCACCUGCUGCAGAACCACCUCCUGCCCCCACAGCUGCUCUGUGUCCAGCUGCUGCAGACCCCAGUGCUGCCAAUCUGUGUGCUGCCAGCCCACCUGCUGUCACCCCAGCUGCUGUCAGACCACCUGCUGCAGGAUGACCUGCUGCCGCCCCAGCUUCUGUGUGUCCAGCUGCUGCAGACCCCAGUGCUGCCAUUCCGUGUGCUGCCAGCCCACCUGCUGCCGCCCCAGCUGCUGCAUCUCCAGCAGCUGCUGCCCCUCUUGCUGUGAAUCGAGCUGCUGCUGCCCCUGCUGCUGCCUGCGUCCAGUCUGUGGUCGAGUCUCCUGCCACAUCACUUGCUAUCACCCAACCUGCGUCAUCUCCACUUGCCCCCGCCCCUUGUGCUGUGCCUCCCCUCCCCUCCCCUUCCCCUCCCCUUCCCUUCCCUUCCCUUCCCCACCCCUUCCCCUCCCUUUCUUCCUUUCCCUUGCCCUCCCCUCCCCUCCCUGCCCUUCCCCUCCCCUCCUCUCCCCAGUAUUAAUCCCCUCCCCUUCCCCUUCCCCUUCUCUCCUCCCCUUCCCCUCCCCUCCCCUCCCCUCCCCUCAUUUCCCCAGUGUUAAUCCCAAGAGCAUGCUUCAAUAA